Molecule: messenger RNA, 1790 nt
Organism: Syngnathus typhle (broad-nosed pipefish)
Lineage: Eukaryota; Metazoa; Chordata; Actinopteri; Syngnathiformes; Syngnathidae
Exons: 5
Coding region: 754-1464 (236 amino acids)
Source: RefSeq, a predicted model, not a curated record
CGCUGGCCGCCAUUUUUUCUUCAGUUCGAUAACUUCGAAGUCGCGCGCGGAUGCAAGAUUCGGAGAUGCGCGCACUCGUACGCGCCUGUGUUGCGCGCAUCUCUUAUAAGGUUGACGACUUUUACGUGAACGCUUUUAAACAUUAGAACUCAAAGUAUUGAUUGAACCAGUCAAACUACGCCGGGGAUACAGAAAUAAAGAAAUGAAGAAACACUAUUUUUGUACACCAAGUCACAAUUACUAGUGUAGCAUCUCAUGAAAUUGUCUUUUAAGUGUGAAAGUAGAACCAUGAUGACCAAUUCUCUACUUUGGUUACUUGUUUGAAUACAAAUCAUCUCAAUACGGGACCCCCGUUUCCAGGGUAACAGCAAACUGCUCCACGCAUUCAGACCUCCAUGCUGGGGUGCCUCCGUGGAGGAAACAGGAAUGACAUUAAUCUUACUAUUACAUGUGCUACGUCAAAACUAAUGACUGUUGUCUUGUGUUGAGCAUGUAAAACAUAUGCAAAUGUACUUUUUUUUUUCUUUUUUUUUUAGGGGGAGUUACCCAACCAGUAAGCUGUCCGUAGUCUGACCGCUUCCCGGUGACGUCAGUGCGCUUUCACCGGCUCGUAAACGCGGCGGUGUGUUUACAGAGCGCCGGACACUUGAAGAUCCGGCUUACAGAGCGCAUGUGGACUGUCAGCUUGUUGGAUUACACCAUGUGGAAGACCUACCAAGCUUGUUUCCAGUAUAGACGCUCAUAUUUAAGAAGAUGACAGCUUUGGUGUUAAAUCUGAUGAGUUCGGGGACAUCUCUGAAAGCAACAUUAACUGUUUAUACAUCAGAAAUGUCUGCAACUGCAAGUCCAACCAUUCCCUCUUCUCAGAUGACAUCGGAUCAACUCACCGUGGUCGCUGCUUGUUUUUCCUCCCUGGUGUUUUUUGUUGUUAUUUUGGUGCUCCUGUCCAUCAUUUAUCGCAAAGAUCCUCAGUGCUGCAGAUUGCGCUCCUAUCAAGGCCCACAUGCUGAUAUGGACGCUCCUCCUCAGUACUACAGCAGCAGACAAACACUGAUGGGAUCAUCAUGUUUAGAGCCGACACAUUUUCUAGAUGGCAACAAUGCCGAUGAUGGAAGUCAGCUGUUCUAUGUCGGCCUACCCUCCAGCUACAGUCUGCCCUCUCUGGAGGCCCCCCUGCCAAGGCUUCCCUCCUACGAGAGUGUCCGAAAAAAGGAUCGCCAGAGGCAGAUCCACAUGAUGAUUGCAGACCGCUUUGGCCUCAAUGGGCCUAUUGAGACGGAGCCACCUCCAUCAUAUGAGGAGAGCGUUCGUCAGUCCGUGGUGCUGCCGUACAAUAUCCUCUCAUCAAGUUUGGACGCUUCUCCCACGCUGGGUGAGCACACCAACUCUGCAGCUGAUGUUCAAAGUGAGCCGCCACCUCCUCCGGUCAGCUGUGAGAGCAGCGACAAUGUUCUUCCUGUAUGACACCCACGCUUGAUGAAUGUCAACAACUGGACAAAUGUGGAUUUUAAAACCAUGAAAUGGUUUGGAACUAUUGUGUUGAUUGAAAUACCUCAAGACUGACAUCUGGUUGUCAGGAGCUGCGUAACCAAAGAAGAGCUGCACACAUUUUUGUGCAACACACACACACACACACACACACACACAAAAGACUUAAUGAUGCUGGUACAACUUGAAUGAGAUGGUGAAAUAGAGACUGCAUGAAAACUGUGAACAGAAGGAUUUGAAAUGCCAAAAAGUUUUUUUCUUUUUUCUUGGAAGGGGUCAUAAAAAUAUUGUUAUCAGUGAAA